Molecule: messenger RNA, 2244 nt
Organism: Notolabrus celidotus (New Zealand spotty)
Lineage: Eukaryota; Metazoa; Chordata; Actinopteri; Labriformes; Labridae
Product: double-stranded RNA-specific editase B2-like
Exons: 10
Coding region: 1-2244 (747 amino acids)
Biological process (GO): RNA processing; adenosine to inosine editing
Cellular component (GO): nucleolus; cytoplasm
Molecular function (GO): tRNA-specific adenosine deaminase activity; double-stranded RNA binding; double-stranded RNA adenosine deaminase activity
Source: RefSeq, a predicted model, not a curated record
AUGGCUCCAGUGCACGGGACAUGUAGCAGGAACACAGAGAGGUCAGACCGCGGCAUGAAGGGAAAGUCCAGGAGGAAGAGGAGGAGGAGGUGCAAAGGCAAAGGAUGGAGCAACACUUUACCGACCCUCAUCAGUACAAGAGAUCAGUGGGAUCACACGGCAUCAUCUUCAGCUGAAGAUGCCGACACCUCAAGUUUGAGCAGUUUGGAGGUGAAGGAGAAUCAGGAUGAUAAACGACCGGCCGACUGUGACCCUCUGAGAAAAUAUCACCCAUCAACAUUUUGCUCAACUUUCCCCACACAUGGAUCAAGAGCUCUGAAAAGGAAGCAGCCUUUAGUGGAUGGAAGAAACCGCCUGCUCUACCAAAGCCAGCUGACCUGUAAGAGAGCAGCCUGGGCCGUCACUCAGAAGAACGCGCUGGUGCAGCUGAACGAGUUACGACCCGGUCUACAGUACGAGAUACUGUCGAAGACCGGUCCACUCCAUGCUCCGGUGUUCUCUGUAGGUGUGGAAGUGAAUGGUUUCCACUUCGAGGGCGUUGGACGUACCAAAAAGCAGGCCAAGAUGAGGGCUGCAGAACUGGCCCUCCGGUCAUUCAUCCAGUUUCCAAACGCCUCCCAGGCUCACGCCACCAUGGGGAACAUCACCAGCACUCAGACUGAUUUCACAGCGGAUAAACUGGACACCCCGGACACUUUUACCAAAGAGUUUGAGCCAUCGCUGCGGGAAAACUGCGACCUCCUGCACUGCAACUCUGCAAAAAAGGCAGUUUUCUCCAGCAUUUACAACCACAGACGACUCGUCCGACUCGCUCUGGACUUGGCCUCCUCUGCAAACCCAAGAAGACGAGCCCUCAGCACCUCACUUUUGGAGCACCUCAGCCCUGUGAUGCUGCUCAACGAGCUUCAACCAGGACUUAGGUACAUGUGCCUGACAGAGAGAGUCCCCGGCAGGCCGGUGAGGAGUUUCGUCAUGGUGGUCAGGGUGGAGGGGAAGAUGUUUGAAGGGUGUGGUCACAGUAAGAGGCAGGCCAAGGGCCAGGCAGCAGCAGCAGUCCUACAAACCAUUUACAACAUGAGUCUGGGACCAGAGAGGGGGAUCAUGGGUCUUCAGGGAAGCAGAGCCAAAAAUCAGCUACCUCAGUUCUUUGCCGAGUCGAUCUUCCACUUGGUGAGAGAGAAAUACACCGAGCUGACUUACAGUUAUCACUCUACCUCGAACGCCCGUCACAAAGUCCUGGCGGGAAUCGUGAUGACCAGAGGGACAAAGUGUUGGGACUCAGACAACGCGGGUGACCUUGGUGGCACUCUCAGAGACUGCCACGCUGAAGUCAUCUGCAGGAGGGCGCUGGUUCGAUUCCUGUAUGCCCAGCUGGAGUUGCUGCUUUGUAAGCCGGCACACCGUGAGGAACAAUCUAUCUUUGCACCAAAUAAAGUUGGUGGUGAAAGUGGUGGCAUCAGCUUCAGAUUACAAGAUGGCGUCCUCUUCCACAUGUACGUCAGCUCGUCGCCGUGCGGAGACGCCCGACUCAACUGCCCCUACGAGAGCUCUGCUGCAUUUCGCAGCCGGAGGUUUCGCUGUCACCUCAGGAAGAAGGUAGACGGCGGGGAGGGGACGCUGCCUCUCACAGCACGGAGAGAGAAACAGAAGAUGGGUGGUGUGACCUUAGGCAAACAUCAGGUCACCAUGUCCUGCACUGACAAGAUAGCAAAAUGGAGCGUUUUGGGCCUGCAAGGAGCUCUCUUAUCCCACCUGGUGGAGCCGGUAUACCUGCACAGCCUGACGGUGGGGACACUCAGCCACACGGGUCACCUGGGCCGAGCGAUGGCACGCCGCCUCGCACCCGUCAAGCACCUACCGUUCCCGUACCGGAGACAGCAGCUGCUGCUCGGCUGUCUGAGCUGCAGCGACGUCCGUCCGGCAGGGAAAGCACCGAACGUGAGCGUGAACUGGAGCGGCGGUGACGGAGCCUUGGAGGAGAUCAGCACCUCCACGGGAAGGAGAAAGGACUCAGGGACGCCGUCACGGCUCUGCAGGCGCUUCAUGUUCGCCCGCUGGCAGACGCUGCAGCAGCAGUUAAAUGGAAAGUUAUCGGGCGCCACUGCAACAUAUUCUGGCUCCAAGAUGGCCGCCGAGCGCUACCAAAGAGGGAUGCAGCGGUUCACCAGCGCUCUGCAGAGCGGCGGGCUGGGAACAUGGCUCAGAAAACCUGCAGAACUUUGCAGCUUUAACAUCAGUGCAUGA